Molecule: messenger RNA, 1600 nt
Organism: Pseudomyrmex gracilis
Lineage: Eukaryota; Metazoa; Arthropoda; Insecta; Hymenoptera; Formicidae
Gene: Zmynd10
Product: zinc finger MYND domain-containing protein 10
Exons: 8
Coding region: 132-1460 (442 amino acids)
Biological process (GO): negative regulation of DNA-templated transcription; outer dynein arm assembly; motile cilium assembly
Cellular component (GO): cytoplasm; centriolar satellite
Molecular function (GO): transcription corepressor activity
Source: RefSeq, a predicted model, not a curated record
GUAGAAAAGAUUCUCGUUUGGUAAAUAACAAUCGAAAUAUUAGUCUACAUUUCGGUCUGUUUCUAAAGAUUAUACAAGUCUCUCGCGACGAAAUCUUUUAUGACUUGUGAGAAGUAUUUUAUGUUACCAAAAUGGAGUACAUAGUAUCGCCGUGGGAAAUCGAAACCUACAUACAAAGUUUAAACGUCUCGACUCUGCAGGAUAUCGGCACAAAAGAGUGCGUGCCUCGUCUUAGCUGGUUGGAUUUCCACAAGAAAUUAACGUUGUUGAAUCAACAAAGUGUACUCGAGGUGACGGAACUGCGCGAGGAGAGCGUCGCGGAAUUUUUUAUCUCGUUAAAAAAAGUUCCCGUUCUCAUAUACGAAGCUAUACAAAUUGACAUAUGGAAGCACAAGGUGUUCCCGCUGUUAAUUGACCUCGACAACGAGCCGUCCAACACGUUUAUGCUGUUCAGCGUUUUUUAUCACGAAGUCAUUGCCGUUUCGCUGUUGGAAAAUGUAUUGUUUCACUGCAAGAGCUCGGACACGAUGGACGACACGAUAAUCGAUCUCAUCGAUUAUGCCGUUCAAUGUGCGACCGUGCUCUUGGACGAGAAAACCACGGAGAUUUACGAAGGACUUGACGCGAAAGAUUUCAACAAUUCGAGCCUGGAAGAAAUACUGAAGAAACAUAAAAUACUCGAAUUCGACAUCGGGAUGAGAUGCAUCUCAAUUCUUUACUAUAUAAUAGAAUUUUUGGAAAGCUUGCCUCUUUAUGUUGUUUCGCGCGUGCUGACCACACACGAUGUUCCUUAUCUAUUUGUGCAGUUGAUAGAAAAACAACCGUGGAAGAAGGAAAACGAGAACGGUGAAAUUUUAACGUACGACGCUAAGUGGCAAAAAAUUGACGCAAAUAAUAUUGGAAAAAUUAAUAAGAGAGAAGGACAGAUAUGGUUUGCUCUGAGAGAAGUGCUUCUCAAUCCUAAAUAUUCUUCACAUUAUGAGAUCACAGAGCACAGACUGACCCAGUUGUCAAAGUUACAGAGACAUUUACACGAAGACGUAUUAGAUCAAAUCUGUCCUCUGAUAGACCUCAAGAGAUGGUUAUCUUAUGUUACUAUGUCAUCGGCACGGCCAUCUUCGAAUAGAAUCUGCAAGGUUCAAGUAGAAGUUAUACCACAAAUAAAAUCAUCCAUUUUAGAAAAAUUUCACAAAAAAUGGAAAAAACUCGCUAGACAUCAGUCCAAGUAUCUACUCACGGUAGAUACAAAUUACAUUAAAGAUGCCGCGCAGAUUUUAAGCGAUAUUUACGAUUUGGAGAAGUUGGAUCGUUUAGAAACAAAAAAAUGUUCUUUGUGCCAAAAAGUGUCUAAGAAUCGAUGUUCCAAGUGUAAAGAAACUUGGUAUUGUAGUAGGCAAUGUCAAGUGAAAGACUGGGAGAAACACAAAGACAUUUGCAACAUGAUUACAAAAACUGAAUGAUAGACAUAGAAUAAUAAAUAAAAAUUAAUAGACACAACAUACAUCUAGUUAGCACUCGGUGUUUUUUUUUUUAACAACAGUGUAAACUAACUGUUAUAUACGUACCUCAGAAAGAAACCGAUAAAAUUAUAAAAAAUUCC